AUGUUUCAUCUGAUACUGUCUUCUGCCUUUGUCCUCUUGUACUAUGCCAUCUCCACAGUUGUGCCGUCGUCUUUGCACAGACUGCGGCUUGCAAGGAAGAAACCCGCUCUCUCCGCUCCAGUCAAACCUGUCAAACCCCCAAUCACAAGAUCCACCCCAAUUGUCGACCGUGAACUCGAGCUCUAUAAAAGCCUCUACCACCAACUUCACAACCUUGAAUAUCACGCCAAAGCAUUACCUCAAGCACGAGAUGUCUUGGUAAGCUUUCUCUCGGAAGCCAUUGAUUACGCAGACACUCUGUCAGAGCACAACAUUCUUGACAUUCAAUCUUUCAAUGCUGAGGCUCUUUCCGCGUUCAUUCGGACCAGAGAUGACGCCAUCGGCCAUAGGUGGGAAGCGUAUGUUGACCGAAGACGUACAGGCGGUCAGCGAGAAUUGUUCUCGGAUAAAGCAGCAGCAGUGGAGUGGUUGAGACAGAGAGCACCAGUCAAAUACGUGGAUGGUGCAUGGUUAGGCCACAUACACAAGAUCUCAACGCCGUUCGACCUCCGAUCUGUCACCAAGGAUGCCUGGCAAAUUCUGUCCGAGGAGUUAGGCGACGGUGAUCUUGAAAAGCACCACGCCUAUGUCUAUCGCCAACUCAUGAAAGACAUAGACGCCAAACUACCAGAGGCCAAUAGCAUCGACUUCAUCCAGCCUGAACUUGGACUGGACAGCAAGGCGAACUGGAAAGCCGCGUUGGCUCAACUGGUCAUCUCGCUCUUCCCAAACGGAUUUCUUCCCGAGAUACUGGGUUUCAACCUACAUUUUGAGCUCUUGACCUGGGACACCAUGAGAGCGAUCAAGGAGCUGAGAGAGUUGGGCAUCGACGAUUAUUACUUUCGCUUGCACGUCUCCAUCGACAACUCUGAUUCCGGACACACGGCGAUGGCAUUGAGGGUUGUUCUUGCCUACAUGCACACGGUCCGCGAAACCGAACGACCAGCGAAAGUUUCAGAAACCUGGAGGAGAAUCCAAGCUGGCUUUCUGAUGUCUGAGAUGUUUGACCGUGCCGAGACAAGCACGUCACAGUCACGCGGAGCCAGUGACACCUUGACGCCAUUGGAGAUCGAGGUUGUCCGAAUCUUCAAAUCCAAAGCCGCUGUUUCGCAGAAGCUACACUGCGCCUGCCGAGUAAAAUUGCUAGGCAAAUCUUUGGCAGAAUGGCUCGAUCCUCAAUGUUUCGCAACAGAGGACAGCCAAAAAGCCUUCAUCGACGCUCUCGGCAAAGCAAAACCAUGGAUCCGGGCCGGAGACAGCAAAGGAAGCAUGUUCAUGCAACAAAUCUCGUGGAAAGGGCAGAUGUUUGGGGCCUUUACCCAUACGGAGAUUGAGCUGCUCGAACGGUGGAUCGACUCUUUGGCGCUGCCAAUCUCUUCUGACAGAUAUCGAACAUUCUGUCGAGCACAUGACAACGAAUCAGUAAAGACGUCAAAACAAGACAAUGUGUUCACAGACUAUCCAGUCUUUCACAAGGAUUGCCUGAUCCAAUGGCCCCUGGAGACCGACCAUUAUGCGCUCCUGGAGCUCAACGUCGACUUCAAACGACCACCAAAGAUGGACAAAUUCCUUUCUCUCUGGUUUGCGCACCAAGGCUUACUCGAAUCAUUCGUGACUGUCCCUAUAAUGACUUGCAGCGAAUCAUUCUCGGCUAUCAUCAAAGUGUUACGUGUCCAGUAUGGCUUCAAGACCGAGCAAGUGAAUGUCGCCGGCAUGGACGAGUAUCUCCGAGGCGAUGUGAUAGAUCUUGUUGGCAUCGGCUUGCACAUCAUGGACCGGGCUAAUCUUGGAAACCCCUCCUCUUUGGCUGAGGUGAUGGCAUCAAGAGACGCAUCGCAUGCUGAAGUAAUGCUCGAUCUCUCCAUGAAGCCUUUGGAUAACGCGAAUGUUCUUGUUGGUAUGGCCACAGCUUUUGGUGAUUUGAAGUCCGGCAUGGUAUCCAGUACCCACUGCAACCUUCUCGGACCAGGUAUGUCAAUCGUAUUGAGAAGGAUGGUGGAAAGAGAAAGAGACGGACUGAAUGUGUGGCGUACUGGACUAGUCAAAGGUUCACCAGAGGACAAAGAAUAUCGUAAGGGAUUUGCUUGGGCCAAAUCAGCAAUAGAGGAGUGUUUUUGA
Aureobasidium vineae is the source of this 2157-nucleotide messenger RNA. The record is from the annotation of a GenBank genome assembly. Lineage: Eukaryota; Fungi; Ascomycota; Dothideomycetes; Dothideales; Saccotheciaceae.